Venustampulla echinocandica is the source of this 1482-nucleotide messenger RNA. Its product is annotated as Dipeptidase. The transcript is spliced from 5 exons. Gene Ontology annotation, molecular function: metallodipeptidase activity. Gene Ontology annotation, biological process: proteolysis. Bases 1 to 1482 code for a protein of 493 amino acids. The record is from RefSeq and is a predicted model, not a curated record. NCBI's taxonomy places the organism in Eukaryota, Fungi, Ascomycota, Leotiomycetes, Helotiales, Pleuroascaceae.
AUGUCAGACAGAACGGAUCGGCCGUUGUCAACACAGCAGGAGGACGUGCAGAGAAGGAAUACUAUACACAAUACUCUACACCAGGAGUCUUCACCACAAGAAUUGGCCCUGAUUCAUCCUGCUUCGGCGCCUACAUCAUGGUUUCGCGGCUGGGGACCAUCAAUAGCGAUCGCAGCAAUCGCCAUAUUAAGUGUCCCAAUGACCGGAAUAGGAUACUUCUUCCGGCCAUCGAUAGAUCCGAAGAACUACCACGCACGAGCAGAAAACAUCUUGAAGUCGACACCUCUCAUUGAUGGGCACAAUGACUUGCCGCACCUCAUUCAGGUUGAGUUGUAUGGCAAGAUGACUGAUGGAACUUUCAAUUUCAACGAUCGUCUACUGGGUCAUACAGAUAUUCAGAGGAUGAGGAAGGGGCAGAUGGGUGGGCAGUUCUGGAGUGUUUUUGUGGAGUGCGCAGCGGUUGAGAACAUUGAUGACCCGACGUGGGUUGUUCGAGAUACAUUAGAACAAAUUGACAUUGCACGAAGAUUUAUCUCGGAAUACCCAAGUGUGUUUGAGUACUGUGCCGAUGCCAGAUGCGCGAGGGAUGCAUUCAAGAAAGGGCGUAUUGCAAGUAUGAUUGGUAUAGAAGGGGGUCAUCAAGUUGGAAAUUCUCUUGGUGCUUUACGACAAAUGUAUGAUCUUGGAGCGAGAUACGUCACUACAACCCAUAAUUGCGAUAAUGCAUUUGGAACAGCUGCUUCCACAGUUGCUGGUGGUGGUCAGGACAAGGGCUUGACAAAAUUUGGCCAUGAAUAUGUUGCAGAAAUGAAUCGACUUGGAAUGAUGAUCGACCUAUCCCACGUCUCGCACCAAACAAUGCGUGACAUCCUCUCCAUCACCCGCGCGCCAGUCAUCUUCUCCCAUUCGGGCGCAUAUUCCGUUCAGAAACACCUUCGCCACGUACCUGACGACGUUCUACGCAGCAUCAAAAAGAAUGGUGGCAUUGUGAUGGCAACUUUCGUGACUAGAUUUCUGAAUAUGAAAAAUCCGGAGGAAGCAACUAUACAUGAUGUGGUAGAUCAUAUUUUUCACAUCGCUGAGAUUGCCGGUUGGGACUGCGUUGGAGUUGGUUCAGAUUUUAGUGGGACGCCUGCUGUGCCUAUUGGUCUCGAGGAUGUAUCAAAAUAUCCUGACCUGGUGGCAUUGCUGCUGCAGCGCGGGGCGACCGAAGAACAAGUUCGUCUAUUCGCAGGUGACAACUUACUUCGUGUAUGGUCCAAUAUUGAACUUGCUGGCAAGAGGCUGCAAAGCGUAGGCCAGAAAGCAAAUGAGGCUGUGUGGGAAGAGAGAUUGGAAACUUGGCCAAUAGGCUUUCCGAAUUCCCCUUUCAUGUACCGAAAAUCAAGAGACAGAACAAGAGGUCUGAAGAGUACUCCGCAUUAUUUCAAUGUGGACGCAAAGGAAGGUGUCCAUAAACCUGAUAAUAUUAGAAAGGAAUAA